Aphidius gifuensis is the source of this 2610-nucleotide messenger RNA. It is a transcript of the gene Npl4, whose product is annotated as nuclear protein localization protein 4 homolog. Gene Ontology annotation, cellular component: nucleus. The transcript is spliced from 10 exons. Gene Ontology annotation, molecular function: ubiquitin protein ligase binding; ubiquitin binding. The coding region runs from base 331 to 2274 and encodes 647 amino acids. Gene Ontology annotation, biological process: ubiquitin-dependent protein catabolic process. The record is from RefSeq and is a predicted model, not a curated record. Lineage: Eukaryota; Metazoa; Arthropoda; Insecta; Hymenoptera; Braconidae.
AAAAAGAGUUCAGUCUUUCUGUGUGUUGGAUCAAGUAACGUGACAGACAAAAAAAAAAAAUAAUAGAAAAAUAAAAAAAGUAAAACCUUGUCUGUUGUAUUAAAAAGUUACCCAGGAUUAUCAACCUCCAAGUUAUAUUAUAAAUAAAAAAAUAAUAUAAUUUAACAAUAAAUUGUACUAACAAAUUUAAUAUUACAAAAUAUACAUUUAAAAAUAUAAACAAACCAAUAAUAAAUAAUACAUUUAACGUCAAAUAAUUUGAGUUGUCAUCUAGACAGAACAACGCACACAAAUUGGGGAACAGCUGAUGCUCUCUCAUCAACCGGCGAAAUGUCAAAAUUAACGCAAAUUACCCUGAGAGUUCAAUCACCCGAUGGAACAAAGAGAAUUGACGUUGAUCCAAAUGAUACAACUUUUCAACUUUUUGAAAAGGUUUAUGAAACAUUUGAUUUGAGUAGUUUUGCAUUUUGUUUAUAUAAACAAAGAAAUCGUAAUGAUGAAAUUAUAUCAUCAAGAAGUAAAAGUGUAUCAGGAUGUGGUCUUGGACAUGGUGAUAUGGUGUAUUUAACACCAAUUGAUGGAUCAUUGUUAACAAGUAAUUCAUCAAGCAGUACAUCAUUGAGUUCAAUUGAAAAAAAAGAACCUUUAUCAACUGAAUCAACACCAGGUGUUAGUCGUCGUAAUACAUCAAUUGGUACAGCUAAAAUUGCAACAAAUAUUAUUGAAGAUGAAGUUGAUCAGUUAUUAUGGAAAAUGGAUGGUAAAAUUCAACGUAAACGUGAUGAAAAAUUAUGUAGACAUGGUGCAAAUGGUUGUUGUGUUCAUUGUUCACCAAUUGAACCAUUUGAUGAAGCAUAUUUAAAAGAACAAAAUGUUAAACAUUUGUCAUUUCAUUCAUAUUUAAGAAAACUAACUGCUGGUGUUGAUAAAGGUAAAUUUUUACAACUAGAAGAUAUAAGCUGUCGUAUUAAACGUGGAUGUAAAGAUCAUCCACCUUGGCCACGUGGUAUUUGUAGUAAAUGUCAACCAAAUGCAAUAACAUUAAAUCAACAAACAUAUCGUCAUGUUGAUAAUGUUGUAUUUGAAAAUGCAAAUUUAGUUGAACGUUUUUUAAAUUAUUGGCGUAGUACUGGUCAUCAACGUUUGGGAUAUUUACUUGGUAGAUAUGAAAUACAUUCAGAUGUACCAUUGGGAAUAAGAGCUGUUGUAACAGCAAUAUAUGAACCACCACAGGAAAGCACAAAAGAUGGAAUUGUAUUAUUACCUGAUGAAAGAGAAAAAAUUGUUGAUGAUUUAGCAUUAAAAUUAAAUAUUAAAAGAGUUGGAUGGAUAUUUACUGAUUUAAUUGCUGAUGAUAUACAAAAAGGAACAGUUAAACAUGUCAGAAAUAUUGAGAGUCAUUUUUUAUCUGCUCAAGAAUGUAUUAUGGCUGGACAUAAUCAAAAUAAAUAUCCAAACUCAUGUCGUUUUUCAAAAAGUGGAUCAUUUGGAUCAAAAUUUGUAACAGUUUGUGUUACAGGUGAUGAUAAAAAUCAAGUACACAUGGAAGGUUAUCAAGUAUCAAAUCAAUGCAUGGCACUUGUACGUGAUGGCUGUUUGGUACCAACAAAAGAUGCACCAGAACUUGGAUACGUCAUUGAGUCAACAGACAAACAAUAUGUUCCAGAUGUCUACUACAAGGAAAAAGAUUCUUAUGGCAAUGAAGUAUCAAGAAUUGCUAGACCAUUACCAGUUGAAUAUCUGUUGGUUGAUGUACCAGCAUCAACACCAUUGACACCACAAUAUACAUUUUAUUCAAAUGACAAUAUAAAACCUUUUCCAGUUGAAAAUAGAUUAAUUGAUGGACAAAUUCAAGAAUUCAAUGCAUUUUCAAAUUACAUGCAACAAUUCACACCAGAUGAAUUUUUAAAUGCUGUUUCGGAUUUUCAUUUAUUAUUGUAUAUUAGUACAAUGGAUAUGUUACCAAUGAUGGAACACAUGGAUACAUUAUUAGAUGCAAUUAUUAAUAAUGACAAUGAUAAAGCUAAAGAAUGGUCAAAAAGUGAACACUGGGCAACUGUUGAACAAUUAAUAACUGCAACAUCUUCUUCCACAUCGACAAAUCACACUGGUUCAUUUGGACAUAAUAGAUCAAAUUCAUCAUCUGGUAUUGAUGUUGGACCAACAAAUGGUAAUGGUUCAUCAAAUCAACCACUAUGGACAUGUCCACAUUGUACAUUUUUAAAUCCAGCUGAACUUGCAACAUGUGAAAUGUGUAGUUUACCAAGGAUGUAAUAAAGCUGUGCACACUGGAACCAUAGAUUUCUACUCACAUUAUUUAUAUUAAAAAGAAAAAAAAAAAAUUAAUAAAUAUAUUUAAGUUUUUGUGUUUAAUUAAGCAUGUUUUUUUUUUUUUUUUAUUUUAUGUUUUUUGGCAAUAUCUUUGAAGAAAGAUAAUAAUUAUUAUUAAUAAAAUUAAAAAAUAAAUAUUGUCUUUUAGGAUGCUACAUUGAGACGACUCUUCUAAACAGUCAAAUUAAUUUAAUUAAAAUUAAAACUUGUGCACACCGUGCGACGACUGAUUACAACAAUUGAAUUAAAAAAAAAAAAAACAAUUAUAAUUAAAUAAUU